CGGAGGCCGCACCAGCGUCCGCGUGGUCGUGAUCGGCGACGCUGGCACCGGCAAAUCGAGCCUCGUCACCUCUGUCGCCACCGAGAAUUUCCCCGAGAGUGCCUCCAGGGUCGUUCCGCCUACCCACCUACCCGCCGACUACUACCUCGAUCGCGUUCCCCUCACCAUCAUCGAUACGCCCUCCAACCCCGAGGACAAGAGCAAGGCGUUCUCCGAGUGCCAGAACGCUGACGCCAUCGUGCUGACCUACGCUUGCGAUCGCCCGUCCACGCUGGAUCGGCUGAGUACCUACUGGCUUCCGGAGCUGAGGAGGCUGGAGAUUAAAGUGCCAGUGAUUGUGGUCGGAUGCAAGUUGGAUCUUAGGGAUGAGCAGCAGAUGAGCUUGGAGCAGGAUAUGUCGCCCAUUAUGCAGCAGUUUCGGGAGAUUGAGACUUGCGUUGAAUGUUCUUCCCUCAGGCAGAUUCAGGUUCCAGAAGUGUUCUAUUAUGCACAGAAAGCAGUACUUCAUCCAACCGCCCCACUGUUUGACAAGGAAACACAGUCACUGAAGCCUCGGUGUAUAAGUGCUUUGAAAAGGAUAUUCAUUCUCUGUGACACUAACAGGGAUGGAGCACUAAGUGAUUCUGAGUUGAAUGACUUUCAGGUUAAAUGCUUCAGUGCUCCCCUCCAGCCUACUGAAAUUGCUGGAGUCAAGAAGGUUGUGCAGGAGAAGAUGUCUGACGGGGUUAACGAAAAUGGCCUUACUUUGACUGGAUUCCUUUUCCUUCAUGAACUCUUCAUUGAGAAAGGUUGUCUUGAAACAACAUGGACAGCCUUGAGAAAAUUUGGAUAUGAUAAUGAUAUCAAACUUAGGGAUGAUCUCCCCUCCUAAUAAAAAGUUUCGUCCUCGAAACUUAACACGCCUAUAUUUUCAAAGCCUUCCAAAUAUUUCUCUUAAAUAGGAUCUCUCCUUCCUUAGGUAGCACCUCUCUCAGAGUAGUUUCUCUAUUAAACUUUCUCAUAUUUGAUGAUUCAACAGCGAAUUUCUUGCUAUUUAUGAUUCACAAUACACUCUGGUGUUUCUUCAUA
Molecule: messenger RNA, 1068 nt
Organism: Asparagus officinalis (garden asparagus)
Lineage: Eukaryota; Viridiplantae; Streptophyta; Magnoliopsida; Asparagales; Asparagaceae
Product: mitochondrial Rho GTPase 1-like
Exons: 6
Coding region: 377-871 (164 amino acids)
Source: RefSeq, a predicted model, not a curated record